UCACAGUUGUCAUGGAUGAUGAUGAUGACUCGUGUCUCCUUGAUCUUAUUGGAGACCCACAAGCAUUGAACUACUUUCUACAUGGACCUAGUAAUAAAUCUAGCAGCGAUGACCUGACCAAUGCAGGAUAUUCUGCAGCCAAUUCAAACUCAAUUUUCGCCAACUCUACUAAUGCUGAUCCUAAGGCAACCCUCAAGGGUGUAAGCACCCAGCUUGGAGAAGGGCCCAGUGAUGGACUUCCGCUUUCCAGCAGCCUUCAGUUUCUUGAAGAUGAACUUGAGUCUUCUCCUCUUCCUGAUCUCAGUGAGGACCAACCUUUCGACAUUCUUCAGAAAUCCUUGCAGGAGGCGAAUAUCACCGAGCAGACGCUGGCAGAAGAGGCGUAUCUGGACGCCAGUAUAGGUUCGAGCCAACAGUUUGCACAAGCUCAGCUUCAUCCUUCCUCAUCAGCAUCCUUCACUCAGGCUUCUAACGUUUCGAAUUACUCAGGUCAGACGCUGCACCCCAUUGGGGUGACUCACGUGCCUGUGGGAGCAUCGUUCGCAAGCAAUACAGUGGGUGUGCAACAUGGCUUCAUGCAGCACGUGGGAAUCAGUGUUCCCAGCCAGCAUUUGCCUAACAGCAGUCAGAUUAGUGGUUCUGGUCAAAUACAGUUAAUCGGGUCAUUUGGUAAUCAACCUUCCAUGAUGACAAUUAACAACCUCGAUGGCUCACAGAUCAUCCUGAAGGGCAGCGGGCAGCAGGGCCCGUCAAAUGUGAGUGGAGGGCUUCUGGUUCAUAGACAGACUCCUAACGGGAGCUCACUGUUCGGGAACUCCAAUUCCAGCCCGGUAGCACAGCCUGUCACUGUUCCCUUUAACAGCACAAAUUUUCAGACAUCCUUACCUGUGCAUAACAUCAUCAUACAGAGAGGACUCGCACCAAAUUCAAAUAAAGUCCCAAUUAAUAUCCAGCCAAAGCCUAUCCAGAUGGGUCAGCAGAACACGUACAAUGUGAACAAUCUGGGAAUUCAGCAGCACCACGUCCAACAAGGGAUCUCUUUUGCCUCCGCCAGCUCGCCGCAGGGCUCCGUCGUGGGCCCACACAUGUCUGUGAACAUUGUAAACCAACAGAACCCGAGAAAGCCGGUCACCUCGCAGGCCGUGAGCAACGCGGGGGGCAGCAUCGUCAUCCAUUCCCCCAUGGGCCAGCCUCACGCACCCCAAAGCCAAUUCCUCAUACCGACAAGCCUUUCCGUCAGCUCCAACUCGGUACACCACGUGCAGACCAUCAAUGGGCAACUUCUUCAGACUCAGCCAUCUCAGCUCAUUUCCGGCCAGGCGGCCUCAGAGCAUGUCAUGUUGAACAGAAACUCCUCCAACAUGCUCAGGACCAACCAACCAUAUUCUGGACAGAUGCUUAACAACCAGAAUACCGCCGUCCAGUUAGUGUCUGGGCAGACGUUCACCACCUCCGGAAGUCCAGUGAUCGUCAAUCACGCCUCUCCUCAGAUCGGACAGAUGCCCUUGCAGCAGGCAUCGCCCGCCGUACUGCACCUGUCACCCGGGCAGAGCAGCGUCUCCCAGGGGAGACCCGGCUUUACCUCCAUGCCCUCGGUGACAAACAUGUCGGGACCUCCUCGGUUUCCUGCUGUCAGCUCAGCCAGCACUGCCCAUCCUAGUCUGGGGUCUGCAGUUCCAUCUGGGACAUCGGGAUCAAAUUUCACAGGAGAUCAGGUCCCCCAGCCAAACAGGACUCCUGCGCCCGUGGCUGCGGCGCACCGUCUCCCAGCCUCCGCCGCCAGCUCCCCCAGCACCUUCAGCACCACGCCCGCAGCGGGGACCCAGCAGCAGUUCUUCUGCCAGUGCCGACUCUCCACGCUCAUCUGGUCACUUCUCCAGUCAGCCCACAUUGGGCCAGCAGGCACUUCUCCAAAUCGGUCGCUGGGCCUUUGGUGUUGUUAUUCUAGUAGCAAGGUUUCAGCUCAGAGCCAGGGCUUCCAGGCUGACUUCUGUUGUUCCCUGAAGCCUGAUAAAGCUGCUCACGAGACCCAGUGUGGCCGCAGUGACCAGGCUGGUGGGAAAGUGACCAGCUCUUUACAUCAGGGGGCUAAGGCCCAAAGCAGAGACCGAGCCAAACCAGGCGUGGCCGAACCACUGAAUCAUGACCAAUCUCAUGCAGUGCCUAACCACAUGGUGGUCUCCGCAGAGGGGAGCGUUUCUAAAAACACAGAAUGCCGAGUGCCGACCCGUGACAAAGCGGGCCCAGUUCAGUACCGGAGUGCGAACGAGGACAGGGGCAGCCGGAGAGACCCCGUGAGGGCGGGUGAGGGCUCUCCGGGCACCGAGGGGCCCCGCAAAACCUCGUCCAGACCGGAUCAUGGUACUGACGGCAAGCUGUCCAGCCUCCUGGUGGACCCUCACCUGGAGAUGACGUGCAACAGCUCCUUCCAGGACAGGGCGCUGAGGAGUUCGCCAAAGAAUGAAGUUCUGCGCACCGACAUCCUGAGGGGCUCGGGGGAGCCCCAGGCCGACCUUCAGCUCACCAAGAGUUUAGAAACAACUUUUAAGAACAUCUUGGAGCUCAAAAAGGCUGGGCGGCAGCCUCAGAGCGACCCCACGGUGAGCGGCUCCAUGGAGUUAGACUUCCCCAACUUCUCUCCGAUGGCCUCGCAGGAAAACUGCCUGGAAAAGUUCAUCCCGGACCACAGUGAAGGCGUCGUAGAAACGGACUCCAUAUUAGAAGCAGCUGUAAAUAGUAUCCUAGAGUGUUAAUAGCAGCCGUCCCUCCCCACCCGACACCCGCCCCGGACACGCUCCAUUCUCUCCCGGCAAAGCAAAUGGAAACGGUCUCCUGUCUCCAGCCUGCUAGACCUCCGCACAGGUUCCUCCUCCUCCUCCUUUUCCUCCUUCUCCUCCCCUUUUCCCCUUCCUCCUCUUCCUCCCCCUUUUCCUCACUUCCCCACCUCGCAGUCCUGGUCUUUGUUUAAGAGCAAUACCGCCAUGGUUCCAGGGAGAUCUUCGUGCAGUCUGAUAGGCCCCUCACCCUCCCAGUGUUACCAAAGUGCUUACAGUCUUUCGUUGUUCUUGUUUAUUUGUUUUCUUUUUCUUUUUUUCAUUUUUUUAAAACACUGUCACUCAAUGAGAUCACAAUACACUUGGCCCUUGGGUAAAAUUUUGACAAUCAGUAAGUCAUUUGAAAAGAACAGACUUAUUAAAAAACAAAAAUCAAACAGGACUGAUAGAAGCGACUUUGUAGAGAAUAUCUCACUGCAGCUCUUAAAUUUAGUGGGCGUUUUUGGUUUGUGUUUUUGGUGGGGGGGCUGUUACAGGAAGACCGCCCAUGUCUCCCGACGCGGCCCUCUGGGAGGUUAGUUGCUGGCUGCUCUGCCUGGACCGCACAGCUGGUCUCAGACGCCAGCAGCACACAAGGCAGGGCGCCUGCGCCGCCAUCCCAGUGUUUUUCCCAUGUCCAGGAGCAAAGCUCACGCUCUCGGGUUUCCCUGUGCCGAUCUCACCUAGGGAAUGCUCAGAACUCAGCUCAGCGUGUGAGUUGAAAUCAUCUCAGCAGGGUAAAUACGGGAAAAGGGAAAAGUUGAGUGUACUGGGGAGGUUGGGUAGAGCCAUGAGGGUUAGCCUAUGUAUAUAUGUCAAAGCAUAUAUAUGUUAACUAUUGAGAAAAACAAGAGUUGUGCGUUUUCUAGUCGGGCGGAGUCAGCGUGCCGCGCAGGCUCUCGUGUUGCUGGGCUCUGUUUUGCUUAAACUCUCCAGUAGCCAAGCGUCAAAAAGCACUUUUGUUGGAAAACUAGGUUUUCAGUUUUCUUUUUUCAUUUUCAACUUGAAGGAGACUUUGCCCUUGUUCAUUCUUCUUGUCUGACAGCAGUAGUCACCCCUGGCAGCAUUCAUUACCAAAACACAGACACACCAAAGGUAACCAGCCGGCCCAACACUGAAGGAAAGCGCUGAGCCCCCAGACCUAGGACAGCCGAAGGGAAGGCCCGCCACGGUUUGCGUUUGUCUCGUGUUCAUCUCGUGAACGCGACUCACUGCUUUAUUUCUCUCUGUUCAGGGAGUUCCCCAUCCUCCUCCCUUGUGCACCUGCCCGCUCACCCCUCUCUGUUGCUACUUCCAGCGACAGUGGUGGUCACUGAGAAAGCCACCUGAGGUGCUGCGUUUGAGCUAUGGAGACCCACAGUCCUCUUGAUUACUGUGGGUGCCUCUGCACCCACAGGUCUGCUGUGGACAUGUCCCCCAAAUGGGGGUGACCCCAAGUGUCAUCAUGUUGGGCAUUUCCUUUCCACUUUGGCCUACCAUAGAAAGGAAGGCUUCUGAUUUUUUCAAAAACAGCACUAAGCCAGGCGUGGUAGCCCAAUCCCAGCAUUCUCCAGCUCUGAUGCUGAGGUAGGAAGACUUCAAGUUCAAGGCCAGCCUGGGCUACAUAGUGAGACCCUGUCUCAAAAACAAACUACAACAACAAAUAAAAGCCCGUGGCAACAGACCUGUUGCCUUCCUGGCACUGUCUCACUGCCCAAAGCAACCCUGUGAGCAGGCAGUCUACAGAAGGCCCUGCUUCUCCCUCCCAGCUCUGGCCUAUGGAAAUAGCAAAAUCUGAGCCAUUGUAGGGCUACCAUUUUUCCCCUUAUUUGUGCCAAUGUCCAAGUUGAAGAUUUCCCCUUCUUCCUGUACUACAAGAUAAGUUAGGAUUGCCAGUUGGAACUCUGUUUGGGCAGCCCUGAUCAGCGCCUGCCCUGAACCCCAGAUUUCACACGUUCCUCUCCUCCGCCUCACACUCCCCCUCUCACAACGGUCCCUGGAAGCCUUCACCUAGGCUGCUAAUGAAUUAUAUUAAUCACUGCAAAUCAGGAAUUUUUAAGAGACAAGCUUCUUGUACAUUGUCACCUCUUCCCUCCCCUGCCCGUCACCCCAAUCAAUCCUAGCUUUUUUAUAGGUCAUCAUACAGGUUUUCAAACCCCUAAAACGUAUCCAGCUAAUGGAGAGCCUAAAUCACCCAAAUGAACACUUGUAAAUUUUUGUGUACUUGUAUGUAAGUUUACUUUUUAUGGAGGAAAGAUUCUAGAUAACGACAAAUGAAGACUAUGAAAUGUAUUUUGCUCCUGUGAUUAGGUUCUGCGCACAUGGGUCAUAGCUGGACCGUUGAGCCCCUCUGGCUGGCGCGCGGGGGGGCGGGGGGCGGGGCGCUCAGCCUCUCACGGCCAACGUUCAGUGUUUGGGUUCAUUAGUCAAAGUUAAGGAAUAACUUGUGCUUCGUAUCAAAAAAGAAAAAAAAUCAUUCUCCUU
Messenger RNA from Dipodomys ordii (Ord's kangaroo rat), 5276 nucleotides. RefSeq names its product GLTSCR1-like (gene Bicral). The coding region runs from base 12 to 2753 and encodes 913 amino acids. The record is from RefSeq and is a predicted model, not a curated record. Lineage: Eukaryota; Metazoa; Chordata; Mammalia; Rodentia; Heteromyidae. The transcript is spliced from 6 exons. Gene Ontology annotation, biological process: positive regulation of DNA-templated transcription. Gene Ontology annotation, cellular component: SWI/SNF complex.